AUGUCGAUAUUAUCGAAUAUGAAUAUUUUAUUAAUUAUUCUUAUGUUAAUUUUAUUUAUAUCUCAAUCUGAUGAACAACAAUUGAAAAAUGAUGAUAUGUGCAAUCUAACACGAGAAAUUUUAUGUGUCAAAGAUGUUUUAAAGGACAUAGUAACAAUGAUUGAAAAUAUCAAUCAAACAAUAAAUAAAAUUCAAAAAUAUAUUUUAAGCAAAAUUAUAAAAGUUAAUAAAUUUGAUCAUUAUAUAACACAUGAAAUAGAUUUAAUUAAUUCAUAUUUACCAAUAUCAAAAUAUCAUGUAAAUUUUUUUCAAAUGAAUAAUAUUCAUAAAAAAUAUUUAAUUAAUUUGUUUUUAGAAGCACAUAAUGCAAUGAGUUUUUAUCACAAUUCAAUUAAUGAUAUAUUAAAUAUGAAUGAUACAUCUUCAUUAAUAAUAGAUAAUUGGUUCAAUCAAAUUCAAUAUAAUCUAAGAUAUGAAAUUAUUUGUCAAUAUCGAAAUAUUUUAAAUAUUUAUUCACAUGAAUGGACAUUAAUUAAUCAAAUAAAUCGAAUAAAAUUUUCAACAAUAAAAUAUCAAAGUUCACCAUCAAUUAUUCAUGAUGUUCAUUCAAUUAUUAAUAUUCAAUUAUUACAAAAAUGGAUACAAAAAAUUCAUUCAGUUAUUAAUAAUCUUGAAACAAAAUUUUUUUAA
Molecule: messenger RNA, 690 nt
Organism: Rotaria sordida
Lineage: Eukaryota; Metazoa; Rotifera; Eurotatoria; Philodinida; Philodinidae
Source: the annotation of a GenBank genome assembly